CCCAUGUCUUGUCGCGGAAGCUCCUGUGCUACGAAGAAGCUCCAAACAGAGGCAAAAAAGCUCCUCCCGAGAGAAGAAUGCAAAAAUGCUUCAUCAGAGAUCAAACGUGUGGUCCUACUAAGAACGGCAAAUAAAUCAAAUUCUGGUAAAGGAAAACAAGGUCAGAAAGGAAAAGGUCUCUUCUAAUUUCAAACUCAAAUCGGUUUCCGUGGCCAGCAUGGACCACUGCAUGCAGCAUAAUGAUAAUUGAUUUUACAACCUUAGACCCAAUUCAAUAAUAUUACGUUGCAGGCACUGUUGCGUUAGCAUUAUUGAGCCUCUUGGUCGCUAAGCAUUUUCAUUUUUGAAAUUUUUGAAAAUUUGUUGUCAACAUCUUCUUUGGAGGUGCGACCAAUUAUCCGGAUCCCUUAAUAUGGCAAGUAGUUCCACAGCCUGCUUCCUCAAGUAGUCCAAAAUAAAUCUAGAGGUGGUUAGUAGAAGUACAACCAGGAACGACCAACAAGGAAAAGAGACCUGAUGAUGAUCACACUGUAGUAUGAUGAAAAAGUGUAUGUUUAUGUUGUAUUGAGUAAAUGUAAAUCUGGACAAUCAUCCUUCUUUAAAUUCUAUCAAGAAGUAGUUUUGAACAGCCUCAAAAAUGGCACAACUCUGGGACGAUUUCGAUGCCGGCUUUGGAGAGGCAACCUCGGGUGGUGGUGCAACUUUAGACGGCUUCAAUUCGUGCAACGACUUCGCAUCUGUGCAAGGCGGAGCUGAAACGGCUUCACAAGCUGGCUCGCAACUAGACUCAUUUUUCGAUGAUGCAUUUGGUGGUGGUUCAGCUGCACCGGAAGUGCCUAGUGUGCCACAGUCCACUGCUAGCACAACCACCGUAGGAGGAGGAGACGCAGCCGCAGCCUUGGAGAAAGUGCAAAGUUUGGAGCAAACGGUGCAACCCUCUUUUUUGGUGAUGCUGUGAGUGUUUCGUUAGGGAGGUGGAUAGACUUUUACUCUCGAUUGACCCAUAUCUUCCAUUCGAUGAUUUUGUCCUAUUUUCCAACAUUCAAGUUGUUGAAACAUCUUCUUUUAUACACCCUCAAGUUGAAGCAUCAUUUUUUUUCCAACCUUAUAAUAGAAGCAGAGUAUUUUUGAACACUCACUCCAUGGUCUGAUUUUUUGUUUUUACCUAAAUAUAGGUCUCCUCCCUCCGUCGCGAACUCUCCGUCGCGCAGUCAGAGCUUUCGACAGCUCAAUCCGGCAAAAAUGAGGCUGAAGCGACUCUCCGAGAAGAGCGAAGUAGAUCCGCGUCCGAGGUCGAGCAAAUCAAAGAAAAAGCACGUAGUCUUUUAAGGCUUCCCCUAAUCCAUCUCCAGAAGCAUCUCAGGGCUGUUGCGUAAGGGGAAAACGGCUUCAAGAUGAUUCUCAAGAUGGAUCAGGGAGAAGGUGCGCUCUAAGUCUUCUAUCGGAAAAACAAGCGGAGUUGGAGCAAGCCAAAGCGUCUUCAGUAGCUGGUAGUGGAGAAAAUCAAACCUCAAACGCUGGCGCAUCCUCGGAAGAGCUAGAAAGAGUAGAGAAAGAGUGGUCGCAAAAGCUCGAGGACCUCAAAGAGAAAGCUAGGGAGAAAUUUAAGGCACAAAAUGACGAGAUGGAGCUUGUGAAGUCCAAGGCUAGAGAAGCCUUGGAGACGAGGAAUGCGAAGAUUCAAGAAUUGGAGCAGAGCCUAGAAAAGAGUGCUGGUACCAGUAGGACUGAAUUUACCGAUUUAUUUUUGAUUCUCCUUUGUACGCGUACGCCAUGACAUUUUUGUUGCUACAGGAGUACAACUAUCUAACUAUGUUUUUUCGUCUGAGUAGUCUCAUGAUCUUGUUCACCAAUUAAAUUACUUAUACAUUCACAGAUCACUCCUGUACAUCACAAUCACUCUGACCCCUCUUCAGCUCCUCCAGCCAGCACCGGUGUUGAUGAAUCCGUGGUCGCAGAUCGGAUUGCUGCGGCAGUAGCAGAGGCAAAGCAGGAAGCCGCUAGUCUCGCCGAUCAGCUUAGAUUAGAGAAGGAAGUUCUUAUGGAGUCGAUGAUACACAUACAGUCGAUGUCGAUGAUACACCAAGAAUAAAUUUAGAUGAUGAUCAGCUCCUGUUUCAUCUUGUAGGCUACAACAUGAUGAACUUCAUCUCGCUAGAAGUUGUACACCUUGUUAUAAUUAUCUUCCUGGUGAUGUUGAGGCCAAAAAUGUCUUCUAAUCGGCGAGGGAUUACCCUUCGUCAUACACAACCACCAUUCCCCACCGUUCAUGUUGUCUUCAGUUAAACUCCGUAGUUCCCCUCUUGUCUUCAGUUAUACAUCCCCCUCUUCUAAUCGGCGAGCCGCCGCAGCGAAAGGAUUAUCCUCUUCCAGUACAACCGUUGCUGACUCAGAAGAAGAACAAGAGCAACUAAAACGGCAACUCGAAGAAGUCAAGGACAAGGCCCGAACUCGCAUCCAAGAUUACGGCGACCACAACUACUAAAUCUAUCAAACACUACUAUAACAGAGUAGUUUAUCGCACGCAUGGAGUAGCAUGGAGUGCAGAGCUUUAAGGGGCGCAAGAAGCUCCCCCUUUAGCUCCGUGCUACUCCAUGCCAUGCGAGCUGUGAAACCUUACAAAUUGCUCUGCUAUAAAUAUCUAUCAAAAUCAUCACAUGAUCUUUCUUACGAAUCCUGAGACCGUUUAAUUCAGGAUGCUUGGUAGUGUAGCUCUAUAGUUGAAGAAAGACCUCUAGGGUCGUUUUGAAGGGGGAAAAGGUUCCAGGAUGCGCGCGAAGAUGGAUUCAUCCUUUUAGUUCUAACAAGAACAGUCAGACGAACUCGAACAGGUGAAACAGAAGGCGAGAGAACGCAUUGAGGCGGAUGGAGCUGAAAUAAACCGGUUACAGGACGAAUUGUUAAAGGCAACCAACAAAGCGACGGAGGCAGAACAAGCUGCGGCGGAAGCAAGUAGCGCCUCGACUAGUAGUGUGGCGGCGUCUGAGGUGGAAUUGGCGGAUACGAAAGCGUCGUUGAAGACGGCUGAAAGCGAACUGGAAAAUAGUCGAUCGAAAAUAGCGGAUUUGGAGAGCAAAACUGCUGCUCUGGAGAGCAAAACUGCAGCAUUAGAGUCAGAGCGCGCAGCACUGGAGUCACAGCAAUCCAGUGGACUUGACGCUGCGAUGGAGGAGCAACGGCAACUAACGACGAGACUAGAAUCCGAAAAGGCACAAUUAGAGUCAGAGAAAGCACAAGCAGAAUCUGAGCUCAACGACGUCAAAGAGCGUGCCAGAAGUAAGGUCAUGGAGCUAAACGACGAGCUCGAGCUUGUGAAGCAGAAGGCACGAGAAGCUUUGGAAUCAAGAGGAGAAGCGCUAGAACAAGUUAACAGAGAAAAAGACGACCUAGUGAAGGAGAAGGACGGCUUAGUAGAGGAACUAAAAAAGUCCAGAGCAGAGCUAGCUGAUAUCGAAGCUGCAGGUAGCGGUAAAGCAGAAGAAGCAUUGGCAUCUGCGAGUGAGCGGGUGAGGGAGGCAGAGGAGCAAGCGAGUCUGAGAGUCCGCGAAGCGGAGGAAAAAGCUUCAUCUCGCAUCAGAGAAGUGGAGGAAUCCUUCGCAUCCAAACUAAGAGAAGCCGAGCAAAACCUGGAAGAGAUCACCGGUGCCAAGAUGGAGGUCGAGUCCAAACUCCAGCAAGCGGAGACCAGAAUACACGACGUGGAAGUUGGUGCGGAAGCAAAACUAAGAGAUGCUGAAGCCAGAUUGAGAGAAGCCGAGUCGACGGGUUCGGAGAAAGCAGCAGAGACUGAGAGACAGCUCCAGCAUCGUGUGACAGAGUUGUCUGACCAGAUGGAAGAAUUGAAGUCGAAAGCGAGGGAGAGGAUAGAAGGACUCUCAAAUGAGAUCGAGGAGAUUAAGGUGCUUACCACUGAUCAUUAAUCUUGUAUUAAGGUGCUUACCACUGAUCAUUUUCAUUACUCCUGUAAGUAUUAAACUUUACUUGACUCCUGUAUUUAACUUUAGACUUCUAACAACUCGUAUUUCUUCAUGUUCCUCCAUGUCCAUCAUGUUGUCUUUUUGCCCCUUUACAAAUAUGUUCAUAUAUGCGAUGUUGAACAUCUUCAACAGUAGACAUCUGAAUCUUCCAAAAAAUUCCUCCAACGGCAACUACUAGUACAACUACUCCCCACCUGCUCUUCUCAGGGCAACUACAACUAGUACAACUACUUCCCACCUGCUCUUCUCAAAAACCUCCAGGUGAAAGCCCGGCAAGCAGUGGAAGAUGCCAGGCAAGCCGGAUCAGAAGAGCUCGCACCAGAGCUCGCUGAGACAAAACAAAGACUGGAAACUAGUGACGCAGAUCGCCAAAGACUAGAGGGAGAACUCGAAACUUUCAAAGAACGGGCGAGGGAAAUGGUGACUAAGUACAAAAACGAAAUAGAAGAGCUGCAGGGUCAAAUGCAGAGGAAAGCAGAUGCAGAGGUGCUCCUUUUAACUCUGUUUGAUUGAUGUGUUUGAAGACGAAUGUUGACAAUUUGAUUUGAACAUGAACUAUUUCUACUGCACUUGUAAUGCUAUUUAGUUUUGACGUUGUUGAUGCACAUUUUUCAAAACAACGAGCAUUCAAACCUCAGGAGCUCUCAUACCAAACAAAUAUCUGAUAUCAACAAUGCAUCAUGAUCUGCUCAGGCCGAGCUCGCAGCUUCCGAAGCACGUGCACAGGAAUCUGGGAGAGAGUUGGAGACAUUGAGGUCACGGUUAGUGGAGGCCGACCAAAAACUGAAACAGCAGAAUGCCCAUAUCAAAGAUCUAGAGUCUUUGUACAAGAUGCAGCAGCAGAAUCAGAAGAACGUAUGAUCUAGUGCUUGCUUUUUUGAUUUGACAUUGAUGAAAUGUGGAGAUCUCACGCUUCAAUCGCCCAACAAAUCAACUUCAAGUUGAAUUUCCUUUACAAAUGUGGAGAUAUCACGCUGGUCCAUGAUCUUCCUUCAAUCACCCAACAAAUCAAGUUGAAUUUCCUCUACAAUCUCUCCAACCAGGAACGAGAGCAGGAGCUAGAACUGUCUCGACUAUUGCAUGUAAUGCAUGACGAAUACUCAGAAUUGCCACCUCAGGAAGGCGGCGGGCAAUCAUCCUACCUUCAACAGCUAGCCAGAGUCGUCGAAGAUUCGGUGCAACUACAUCAGAGACAAGGUACAGCUGUGGUCUUACGAAUUCUUGCUUUAGUAGGUUUUUUCAUUCUAAGUUCGACUAAGUGGUUCAUUCAUUCUACUUGUUAUUCUCUCAAGAACAUGUAACGAGAAUUUUAUUCUUUCAUCUUCAUGCCCUUCCCAGUUCCCAACCCUCAAGAACUCUUCCCAACCGACCCUUCAAAAUGACAGUGGUCGAAUCCCGGCAAACCGCUAGUGCUCGCGAGCAGCUGAGACUCGAGAAUGUGAAGCUCACAAAGGAAGUGAAUCACCUUCAGAAAGAGCUAGCCGAAAGUGGCGUGGUUGCUACUAUGUCGAAAGUCGGGAAAGCGAUUAUGUCUCGCUGUCCUUCGCGCCAAGGUGGCAGCGGAUCUCUGAGCAAUGGCAGUGCCGGAAGCGGGAAUAUGUUGGUUAUGGAUCUGCUGGUUACUAGAUUGGUUUUUCAAACUACACGACCUCGUCUUUUCUUCACUGUAGAGGAGUGCUAGACAGCUAGUCCUAGUUUUUCCCAUGGUGGAUCAGGAAGAUGCUGUCUACAAGUUUUUGUAAAAUCAUGAUCAUUGGUAUUUAAUACCCCUGGACGGUUUUUGGUCUACUUCCUUCUACUAGAUUGGUUUUUCAAGAAACUACACGACCUCGUCUUUUCUUUACUGUAGAGGAGUGCUAGACAGCUAGUCCUAGUUUUUCCCAUGGUGGAUCAGGAAGAUGCUGUCUACAAGUUUUUGUAAAAUCAUCAUGAUCUUCAUGGUUGGUAUUUUUAGCCCCUGGACGGUUUUUGGUCUACUUCCUUCUCUAAUCCGCGCCGUGGAGCAGGAAGAGGUCGAGGUGGUGAUGCAGGAAGCUGGGUGCCGUCGUGGGGUGGUGAGGGGAGUCAUAAAAAACAUGACGGACUACCAAUCUCGAACUUCCACGAUACAAGAGAAGACUUGUGAGGAUAGUACCUCCAUGAAGAAUAUGUCUUCUUCUUGCCAUGAGGAUUUUCCAGAUGGAGGUGCUCUUUCUUAGUACUUCCAGGUACACUACUUUCACUUUCUCUGUACACUAAAGGAAGAAGCUCGAACGGACUACCAAUCUCGAACUUCCACGAUAUUGCUUCCUCGAGGAAGAAAGAACGUGGUCCACGACAUUUCUAUUUCAAAAAUGCUACAACAAAAACUUCAACAAGAAUCCAUCCAGCAGUGGGUAAUGUCCAUUAUGGAUCAAUGAGCCUCACAAGCACGACCAUAGCGAAUGAAUAUUAUUCAACUGACUUCUAGCAUAGUGUCACUUCACAAAAACGGCAUGCUGGUGCAACUACGAAACAUUGUCUUUGUCAUACGAGAACUUUUUAACUUCACGUACACGAUCAUGCUGGUUCAAAUGUCAUGACCUACGAAAUGAAAAUUUCGAUUUUCGAUCAUGCUUCGACAAAUAGUGGGCAUAAUAAAUCUUGUUUGCUUUCUUCGCAAAGUAGCAUAUUAUUGUCAAUGUCAUCGACGCUGAAUAUGAUUUUAUCAUUAUGAUCAGAGCAUAGAAGUCAUGAUCUUUUUAGAAGUUGCUAUGCAGGACGAGUCAUGUGAGCAUAAGUUUGACACAUCGACGUCAUUUACCCAGUACAGCGCAAUCCCCGACCCCGCAUUAGCAUCUUAGAGCUUUUUCCCGCCCGAGUAGAAAAUAUUUCCCAACCUCCAAAAAGGCAUCCGCUCUAAUUUGAUGUGCCACCUUCCUCUUAUACACAGACCACUUUAACAUGAUCACAGGUAGACUACGAAGCACCCUAUCUUCUGAAGAACAGGAAAUAAUUAAUGUCAAGGGGCAUUCUUGUCGCUCAAAAUAAAGAGCAGCUCAUCAGGAGAUCAGGAGUACAACACCA
This is a messenger RNA of Amoebophrya sp. A25, 7022 nucleotides long. NCBI's taxonomy places the organism in Eukaryota, Dinophyceae, Syndiniales, Amoebophryaceae. The record is from the annotation of a GenBank genome assembly.